GUCCUUGUGUACAUCUCCUGCUGCUAUGAGAAUGGGUAUAUAAUAGGUUGCAUCUCCCUUCUCAGCAUGAGCAUUACUAGUCUCUCUUCACUCUCCUAUUUCACACCAUGGCCUCAUUCUAUUCUACUCAGGCACGCUUUCAAAACUUAGGAAUCCUUGCCGUAUGACUCAAUCACGCCGACCUUUCCAGUUAUAUGACGACAGAGCAUCUGCCGAAGAACAACCCCUCCCCGAUGCCCUUCAUCGCGCGUCCUUCUUAAAGAGGGUACUUUGUUUUUUGGCACUUGGACGCCCAGAUCUUGGUGAUCAUUGGAAGUCGCUGCAAUCAGAUCAAGCCUUCGAAACCGUUAGGAGCAGGUUAUGCUCCAUCUUGGCCAGUACUAUCACUACCGCGAGUGUCCUCCUCGCUAUAAGCGGUGUUUUCGUCAGCACGGGUUCUCCUGUGUCGUACUUCGACUACACAUCGCCCGUUCCCUAUUGUCUGCUCUUUAUAUCGCUCAUGUUCGCCAUGAUCGCGAUGCUGACGUCUGGCUCGAGCAUGAUACGUUGGCUACACACCGAUCGCUACUGGACCCAAGAACAACUCAAGCAAGGCGACUAUUUCAUCUUGUCCUACCUGUUGUCGAUAGUCACGCCUAUAGUCUUCAUUGUCUGCUCCCUCAAUUGUUUCAUAUUUGCGAUGUUGAUAGCAGGCUUUUCUUCUCAAAGCAUGAUCUGCCGCGCCGUCACUGCGCUCUGGCUGGUCGCAUACGCCGUCAAUGUUGGGACAAUUAUGAUGGAAGCUAUGUGGAAAUACGCGACAAGCCUCAAUCACGCUGGAGAUCGCCAGUAGUUUUCCUCAUUUCACCUGCGGUUUGUCUAUGUUGUAUACAACCUGAUGUGGCACACAAAUGUAUUCGGAUUUGAUGUAUGUAGUCUGGGGCUUUCAAUUAUGCAAAUCAAUUUUUCAAGACCGUUUCACAAC
Messenger RNA from Suillus discolor, 964 nucleotides. RefSeq lists its product as uncharacterized. The coding region runs from base 164 to 832 and encodes 222 amino acids. The transcript is spliced from 4 exons. NCBI's taxonomy places the organism in Eukaryota, Fungi, Basidiomycota, Agaricomycetes, Boletales, Suillaceae. The record is from RefSeq and is a predicted model, not a curated record.